UUUCAUCAGCGUUAACGGCGACACAGGUAACUAUGGACAAAAUGGAUGCAGUUAAAUCUUUCUGUGUUCUCCUUUUGGUGGUUAGUCCAAUGCACUCGGUUCCAAGAAUUGUGGACUUGUCUUAUCAACAGGACGAUGACGCCAUCAGCUGGCCAGUCAAUCCCCCGUAUAAUUUUACCAAACUUCACAGAGGAUUUUACGCACCCUUCAAUAUCUGGCUUGAAAACAACCACAUCGCCAUGCCAGAACACAUGGGCACCCACGUAGACGCUCCGGUUCAUACUUUCAAGGGUACUUGGAGGACACAUCAAAUCCCGAUUGAAAAAUUGUAUGGACCUGGAGUUAUUAUAAAUGUUAAAACCAAGGUCGAGAGCAAUCCAGAUUACAGAGUUUCCACAGACGAUCUUUUGAAAUACGAGGACAAAUACGGAGAAAUUCCUAGGCAUGCCGUUAUUAUAAUGAACUCGGGUUGGACUCACAAAUACCCUAACAAAACUCUAGUCUUUGGGACCACAGAUCUUCAAGAUUCCUCUACAUACCACUUUCCUAGCUGGCAUGAAGAAGCUGUCACGUGGUUGAUAAAUAAGAGACAGGUCAACGCCAUUGGGGUGGACACUCCCUCUACUGAUUACGGACAGUCCAGAACAUUGCCCUGUCACGUGAUCAUUGGCAAAAAUAACGUGGUAGGGAUUGAGAAUGUUGCAAAUCUGGAUAACAUUCCAGAAAGCGGAAGCACUAUUUACGUUCCGGUUGUGAAGAUUUAUGACGGAAGUGGCGGACCUGCGCGUCUUUUCGGGACAUACGAUGACGAUCCGGACAAAACAAACGCAGCAUCUACAGCUUUAUGCUCCAUCGUCUACACAUACUCUUUGAUCAUCGCUUUUCUUGUCAAAUUUUAAAUGCGAAAAUAUGCUUUUAUAGAAGGGAACAAUUGAUUUUUAUGCCCCCGGAUCGAAAAGUCCCGGGGCAUAUUGUUUUUGUCCUGUCUGUCUGUUUGUCUUUGUCCGUUUGUCUGUCUGUCUGUUGUCAACUUUAACCUUGCUUAUAACUUUUGAUUGGUUGGAGGUAUGACUUUCAUAUUUCACAUGUAUAUUCCUUGUGACAAGACCUUUCUUUGGGUACCAUCAUAUUUGACCUUUUGACCUUGUCCUUGGAGUUUGACCCACUUUUGCAAAAUUUUAUGAGACUUUAACCUUGGCCAUAACUUCUGAACAGUUGGUGCUUGGGAUUUCAAACUUCACAUGUGUAUUACUUGUGACAAGACCUUCCUCUGGAUAUCAACCUCUUUGACCCUUUGACCUUGACCUAGGAGUUUGACCUACUUUUGAAAAAUUUUAACCUUGGCCAUAACUUUUGAAUGGUUGAUGCUAGGGCUUUCAUACUUCACAUAUGUAAUCCUUGUGACAUCUCCUUCCUUUGGAUACCAACCACUUUGACCCUUUGACCUUGACAUAGGAGUUCGACCUACUUUUGAAAAACUUUAACCUUGGCCAUAACUUUUGAAUGGUUGGUGCUAGGGCCUUCCUUUGGAUACCAACCACUUUGACCCUUUGACCUUGACAUAGGAGUUUGACCUACUUUUGAAAAACUUUAACCUUGGCCAUAACUUUUGAAUGGUUGGUGCUAGGGCUUUCAUACUUCACAUAUGUAAUCCUUGUGACAAGACCUUCCUUUGGAUACCAACCACUUUGACCUUGACGUAUUACUUACUUUUAAAAAACUUUAACCUUCGCCAUAACUUUUGCACAGUUGCAGCUAGGUCUUUCAAAUUUCAUAGGUAUAUUCCUCGAGACAAGACCUUUCUUUGGGUACCAACAUUUUUUAUCUUUUGGCCUGGAUUUUGACUAGCAUUUGAGAAACUUGAACCUUCGCCAUAAGCUGCCAUACGGGGGCAUCAGUGUUUCACAAACACAUCUUGUUUUUUCUUUAAUCUACUUUAUGUUUUAUAUUUGCAAGAUAAAAUGAAAGUUUUGA
Saccostrea echinata is the source of this 1974-nucleotide messenger RNA. RefSeq names its product isatin hydrolase-like. NCBI's taxonomy places the organism in Eukaryota, Metazoa, Mollusca, Bivalvia, Ostreida, Ostreidae. Gene Ontology annotation, molecular function: arylformamidase activity. The coding region runs from base 33 to 899 and encodes 288 amino acids. The transcript is spliced from 3 exons. The record is from RefSeq and is a predicted model, not a curated record.